Sycon ciliatum is the source of this 1789-nucleotide messenger RNA. RefSeq lists its product as uncharacterized. Gene Ontology annotation, molecular function: calcium ion binding. The transcript is spliced from 3 exons. Lineage: Eukaryota; Metazoa; Porifera; Calcarea; Leucosolenida; Sycettidae. Bases 209 to 1207 code for a protein of 332 amino acids. The record is from RefSeq and is a predicted model, not a curated record.
UGAAAGCAAUUGUUGCCAAGUGGAGUUUGUACCGUUGGCUUGGACGAAUGGUAAAGAAACUAAUAAGCGGUCCCUGGGGAAAGCACUCCUAUACAGGCACGAUAUUGGAGCCACAACGUGAUCAGCCUCUGCUCAGAUUAUUGUCCUUAUAAUAGCAUUUGGCUUUGUAUUCGACGUAACUAACGUGAGGGGGUUGGCACAGGCCAGAAUGCUACUGCAUCGUCAGUCAACACAUCCUGCACACUGUCUACUGGCACUGCUGCUAAUGGGAGGGUUGUGUGCUGUUUCAGGCAAAAGCACAUGCACUCCUGAAUCUGGACGUUUUUGGGCGGAAGAGCGAAGCAUGUCAAAACCAAUCGUAUUUCCACCACCGCCUGAGUCUACUGGGUCGACAGCCACAGAUCUUGUGUGGACGUUCAACUUCAGCCACGAAUGCACGCUCCUCUUAGAGAAUAUCGAGUUUUCCUUCAAAGGUGCUUGCACAUUCCAACUUCAUAAUAUAGACUACAGCUGGGUUGGACUGAACAACACCUUCGUACAAAUUUCAGGCCCGGUGAAAUCGAGUACGAUCAAUGUGAAUGAACGCACCGCCACUGUGAUGGGUCAACCAAAGGACACAAAUGAUGGCAGUCGAUACUUUACAGUCACUGCCAAAGGAAACGAGAAUACUGAAUGUGCCGUUGAAAGCCUCGUGUUGCGCACUGAAGAUGUGGAUGAAUGCAAUUCCACGCAACAAAGUGGUACACUCUGUCCAUCGAACAAGACAUGUGUCAACAUGAUUGGGACUUACGGUUGCUGCAGUAGAGACAGGGAUCAUGACUACCCUGAUGACUCCCAACUUGUCACGCAUAACGGACAUUACCGUCCGUGUACUUCGCAGACCACUGCAUUCAGCACAGAAACAAGACCUACAACUAGUACAAGCAGAGCGUGGACAACCGGUAAGAAUGACAUACACGGGACAACCGGAAAGAAUGACAUACACCGGACAACCCGUAAGAAUGACAUACACGGGACAAUCGGUACGAAUGACACACAUGUAACUAGCGCGAUUGCGCUGACAACGAACGACGCUAUUGCGUUCGGGCACCAGCAUACCAUAGCUGCCAUUGCCAUAUCUUGCUCUUCCCUUGCACUGUUCGUAAUUGUGCUUUUAGCUAUAUGGCAGAGGGGUUAUCUUAGCAACUCUGCCACGGGAUUUGUCUGAACCGAUUCGUGAGGAUAGCCGUACAAUGGAUACAUGUACUAUGAGUAGGGGCAUUUCGUGCAUAUUUCUUCUCUUUCUCAGCCUGCGGACAGCACUGUUUCGUCCUUUGUGAACUCAUCAGCGCAGCAGCUCUUUUUCUAUACAGUGUGUUGCUAUUUUUGUCGUCGUCAUUGCCGUUGAUGUAUUUUUGUUGUUGCUGCUGCUGUUUCAAAUCUUUAUUCUCACGAAAGCAAGUAGAGAUACAUGACAUUGUAGCUGUUUUUAGGUUGUUGUGGCUGUGUUUUUUUUUAAUUUGAAUUCUUCAUUCUCAUGAUGGCACCAUCGCGAACAAGAGUGGUUGUUGGUGUUGUUGUUGUUAUUGUUGUCGUUGUUGUCGCUGCUGCCAUUGAUAUUGUUGCUUUUUUUCAUCGUCAUUCAUAGUCAUGCAUAUACAGUGUAAUUCACCCAGCCACCGGACAUUUACUGCCUUUUCAUUGUCUUUUUUUAAAUAGUUCUGACAGAUUUUGAAACCACCAUUGGUCUCGCUUGCUGGUACCAUGCAAUACUUAUUAUUAUCUAACUGCAAUGACCAUAUGUUCCUUA